This is a messenger RNA of Stegostoma tigrinum, 680 nucleotides long. RefSeq names its product histone H2A-like. Gene Ontology annotation, cellular component: nucleosome. Gene Ontology annotation, biological process: DNA damage response. The transcript has a single exon. Gene Ontology annotation, molecular function: protein heterodimerization activity; DNA binding; structural constituent of chromatin. The record is from RefSeq and is a predicted model, not a curated record. Lineage: Eukaryota; Metazoa; Chordata; Chondrichthyes; Orectolobiformes; Stegostomatidae. The coding region runs from base 6 to 395 and encodes 129 amino acids.
UCAGAAUGUCAGGUCGUGGAAAAACUGGAGGGAAAGGCCGUGCUAAGGCCAAGACCCGCUCCUCCCGAGCUGGUCUCCAAUUCCCGGUCGGUCGUAUCCACCGCCUGUUGCGUAAAGGACACUAUGCGGAGCGGGUCGGAGCUGGAGCCCCUGUUUAUCUGGCUGCCGUCCUCGAGUACCUGACCGCCGAGAUCCUCGAGUUGGCUGGUAACGCGGCCCGGGAUAACAAGAAAACUCGUAUUAUUCCGCGCCACCUGCAGCUGGCCAUCCGCAACGACGAGGAGCUCAACAAGCUGUUGGGAGGGGUUACCAUCGCCCAGGGCGGCGUCUUGCCCAACAUUCAGGCCGUGCUGCUUCCCAAGAAAACGGGCCACCCCAGCAAAGUUUACGCCUGAAGAAGACGCGGGAUAAAGGAAAAAUCAGAAGUUACAACACCCAACAAAGGCUCUUUUCAGAGCCGCCUACUUUUUCUGCAAGAGCUUUAACUGAAUUGUCUAACAAGAUUUGAGCAAGUUUCUUCCAGAAUCUGAUGAACGUUUUUCCGAGAUACGAUAUUUGAAAGACAUUUUCCAAAUCACUGGAUGUGGUUGUCUUAAACGCAAUAAUUGCUGCAGGGUGCUGUGUGUUUCGCGUUCUUUCAACUAUAACGAUAUGAAUUCAGGGCCAGUGUUGAGUUAUAA